UGGGGCCGAUGCAUGGGAGACGACUGUGGUCCAGGAGGCAUCCAGACCCGGGCGGUGUGGUGUGCGCACGUGGAAGGAUGGACGACGUUGCAUACAAACUGCAAGCAGGCCGAGAGGCCCAGCAACCAGCAGCAUUGCUUCAAAGUUUGUGACUGGCACAAAGAGCUGUACGACUGGAGGCUGGGACCCUGGAAUCAGUGCCAGCCUGUGAUCUCCAAAAGUCUGGAGAAGGCCCAGGAGUGCGUGAAGGGGGAAGAAGGCAUUCAGGUGCGAGAGGUCACGUGCAUGCAGAAGGAGAAAGACACGCCCGCGGAGGAUAUCAUUUGCGAGUACUUCGAGCCCAAGCCGCUCCUGGAGCAGGCCUGCCUCAUCCCCUGCCAGCAGGACUGCAUCGUGUCUGAGUUUUCCGCCUGGUCCGAGUGCUCCAAGACGUGUGGCAGUGGGCUCCAGCACCGGACCCGCCACGUGGUGGCGCCGCCCCAGUUCGGGGGCUCGGGCUGCCCGAACCUGACGGAGUUUCAGGUGUGCCAGUCCAGCCCGUGCGAGGCUGACGAGAGCCCGCACAGCCUGCACGUGGGGCCCUGGAGCUCGUGCGGGAUGCCCCACCCCAGGCAAGUGCGGCAGGCCAGGCGGCGUGGGAAGAAUAAGGAACGGGAACGGGACCGAGGAAAAGCAGUGAAGGAUCCAGAGGCCCGGGAACUUAUUAAGAAAAAGAGAAACAGGAACAGACAGAAUCGUCAAGAGAACAAAUACUGGGACAUCCAGAUUGGAUAUCAGACCAGAGAGGUUACGUGUACGAACAAGACGGGGCAAGCUGCUGAUUUGAGAUUGUGCCAGCAGGAGAAGCUGCCAAUGACCUUCCAGUCCUGUGUGAUCACCAAAGAGUGCCAGGUGUCGGAGUGGUCAGAGUGGAGCCCCUGCUCAAAAACGUGCCACGAUACGGUGUCCCCUAAAGGCACUCGUGUAAGGACACGGAUCAUCAGGCAGUUUCCUAUUGGCAGUGAGGAGGAGUGCCCAGAACUUGAGGAAACAGAACCCUGCGUGUCUCAAGGAGAGGCAGCUGCUCCCUGUGCCACGUAUGGCUGGAGAGCCACAGAGUGGACCGAGUGCCACGUGGACCCUUUGCUGAGUCAGCAGGACAAGAGGCGAGGCAACCAGACGGCCCUCUGUGGAGGGGGGGUCCAGACCCGAGAGGUGUACUGCGUGCAGACCAAUGAAAACCUCUCACAUUUAAAGACCCACAAGGACAAAGAAGAAAGUAAAUAUCAGAGUACGCCAAAGGCUAGUGCUGCACCUUUCCUAUCCAUUGCUUUUGAAAUAACAGCCUCCAAACCAGUGGAUUUGAAAUUAUGCACUGGCCCUGCUCCUAACACCACGCAGCUGUGCCACAUCCCCUGUCCAAUUGAAUGUGAGGUUUCACCUUGGUCAGCUUGGGGACCUUGUACUUAUGAAAACUGUAAUGACCAGCAAGGCAAAAAAGGUUUCAAACUGAGGAAGCGGCGCAUUACCAAUGAGCCCACUGGAGGCUGGGCGGGCACUGGGAGCUGCCCUCACUUACUGGAAGCCAUUCCCUGUGAGGAGCCGUCCUGCUACGAGUGGAAAGCAGUGAGGCUUGGAGACUGUGAACCAGACAAUGGAAAAGAGUGUGGUCCAGGCGCUCAAGUUCAGGAGGUUGUCUGCAUCAACAGUGAUGGAGAAGAAGUUGACAGACAGCUGUGCAGAGAUGCUAUCUUCCCCAUCCCUGUCGCCUGUUAUGCCCCGUGCCCAAGGGACUGUGUGCUCACCAUGUGGUCUGCCUGGUCCUCCUGCUCAAACACCUGCUCAGGGAAAACCACAGAAGGGAAACAGAUACGGUCUCGGUCCAUUCUGGCUUAUGCCGGUGAAGAAGGUGGAACUCACUGUCCAAAUACAAGUGCUUUGCAAGAGGUGCGCAGCUGUAACGAGCAUCCCUGUACUGUGUAUCACUGGCAAACGGGUCCGUGGGGCCAGUGCAUUGAGGACACCUCAGUCUCAUCCUUCAACACAACUACAACUUGGAACAGGGAGGCCUCUUGCUCUGUUGGCAUGCAGACAAGAAAAGUCAUCUGUGUGCGGGUCAAUGUGGGCCAAGUGGGACCCAAAAAGUGUCCUGAAAGUCUUCGGCCUGAAACAGUGAGGCCCUGUCUGCUUCCUUGUAGGAAGGACUGUAUCGUGACCCCAUACAGCGACUGGACCACUUGCCCUUCCUCGUGUACAGAAGGGAGUUCCGGAGUCAAGAAGCAGUCUCGGCACCGGGUCAUCAUUCAGCUGCCAGCCAACGGAGGCAGGGACUGCACGGAGCCUCUCUAUGAAGAGAAAGCCUGCGAGGCCCCUCAAAUGUGCCAAAGCUACAGGUGGAAGACGCACAAAUGGCGCCGGUGCCAACUGGUCCCUUGGAGCGUGCAGCAGGACAGCCCUGGAGCACAGGAAGGCUGUGGGCCCGGACGACAGGCCAGAGCCAUUACUUGUCGAAAGCAAGACGGAGGGCAGGCUGGCAUCCACGAAUGCCUCCAGCACGCGGGCCCCGUGCCAGCCCUCACCCAGGCCUGCCAGGUCCCCUGCCAAGACGACUGUCAGUUUACCAGCUGGUCCAAGUUUUCCUCAUGCAAUGGAGACUGUGGGGCAGUCAGGACCAGAAAGCGCACUAUUGUUGGAAAAAGCAAAAAGAAGGAAAACUGUAAAAAUUCUCAUGUGUACCCCCUCAUCGAGACUCAGUAUUGUCCUUGUGACAAGUAUAACGCGCAGCCCGUGGGGAACUGGUCCGACUGCAUUUUGCCAGAGGGGAAAGUGGAAGUGCUGCUGGGGAUGAAAGUCCAAGGAGACAUCAAGGAAUGUGGCCAAGGCUAUCGGUACCAAGCAAUGGCAUGCUACGACCAGAACGGCAGGCUCGUGGAGACGUCCAGAUGCAACAGCCAUGGGUACAUCGAAGAGGCCUGCAUCAUCCCCUGCCCCUCUGACUGCAAGCUCAGCGAGUGGUCCAACUGGUCCCGCUGCAGUAAGUCCUGUGGGAGCGGCGUGAAGGUUCGGUCUAAAUGGCUGCGUGAAAAGCCGUAUAAUGGAGGAAGGCCUUGCCCCAAACUGGACCACGUCAACCAGGCCCAGGUGUAUGAGGUCGUCCCCUGCCAGAGUGACUGCAACCAGUACCUAUGGGUCACAGAGCCGUGGAGCGUGUGCAAGGUGACCUUUGUGAACAUGCCAGACAACUGCGGAGGGGGUGUGCAAACCCGAAAAGUGAGAUGCAUGCAGAACACGGCGGAUGGCCCUUCUGAGCAUGUUGAGGAUUACCUCUGUGACCCAGAGGAGAUGCCCCUGGGUUCCAGAGAGUGCAAAUUACCGUGUCCUGAGGACUGUGUCAUAUCUGAGUGGGGUCCGUGGACUCGAUGCACUUUGCCUUGCAAUCAAAGCAAUUUCCGGCAAAGGUCAGCGGAUCCCAUCAGACAACCUGCUGAUGAGGGAAGAGUCUGCCCUGAUGCUGUCGAGACGGAACCCUGUAACCUGAACAGAAACUGCUUCCACUAUGAUUACAAUGUAACAGAUUGGAGUACGUGUCAGCUGAGUGAGAAGGCAGUUUGUGGAAAUGGCAUUAAAACAAGGAUGUUGGACUGUGUUCGAAGUGAUGGCAAGUCGGUUGACCCGAAAUAUUGUGAGGAGCUGGGCCUGGAGAAGACCUGGCAGAUGAACACAUCCUGCAUGGUGGAAUGCCCUGUCAACUGCCAGCUGUCCGAGUGGUCUCCGUGGUCCGAAUGUUCUCAAACAUGUGGCCUCACAGGGAAAAUGAUCCGAAGACGGACAGUUACACAGCCCUUUCAGGGUGACGGAAGACCGUGCCCUGCCCUGAUGGAGCAGUCCAAGCCUUGCCCAGUAAAGCCCUGUUAUCGGUGGCAAUAUGGCCCGUGGUCUCCAUGCCAAGUGCAGGAUGCCCAGUGUGGAGAAGGGACCAGAACAAGAAACAUUUCUUGUGUAGUGAGUGAUGGGUCAGUUGAUGAUCUCAGCAAAGCAGUGGAUGAAGAGUUCUGUGCUGAUGUUGAACCCAUUAUAGAGGGUAAUAAAAAAAUGGUCUUAGAGGAAACCUGCACUCAACCUUGCCCAGGUGACUGUUAUUUGAAGGACUGGUCUUCAUGGAGCCUGUGUCAGCUGACCUGUGUGAAUGGUGAGGACCUCGGCUUUGGUGGAAUACAGGUCCGUUCAAGAGCAGUGAUUAUACAAGAACUAGAGAAUCAACACCUGUGCCCAGAGCAGAUGUUAGAGACAAAACCAUGUGAUGAUGGACAGUGUUACGAGUAUAAAUGGAUGGCUAGUGCUUGGAAGGGCUCUUCCCGAACGGUCUGGUGUCAAAGGUCAGACGGUGUAAAUGUAACAGGGGGCUGCUUGGUGGUUCGCCAGCCCGAUGCUGACAGGUCUUGUCACCCACCGUGUAGUCAACCCCACUCGUACUGUAGCGAGACGAGGACAUGCAGUUGUGAAGAAGGGUACACGGAAGUCCUGUCUUCUAACGGGACGCUGGAGCAGUGCACACUCAUCCCCGUGGUGGCGAUUCCCACCGUGGAGGACAAAAGAGGAGACGUGAAAACCAGCCGGGCAAUCCACCCGACCCAGCCCUCCAGGAACCCGGAAGGACGGGGCAGGACCUGGUUUCUACAGCCACUGGGGCCAGAUGGGAGACUAAAGACCUGGGUUUACGGUGUAGCGGCUGGGGCAUUUGUGUUGCUCAUCUUUAUUGUCUCCAUGAUUUAUCUAGCUUGCAAAAAGCCAAAGAAACCCCAAAGAAGGCAAAACAACCGACUGAAACCUUUAACCUUAGCCUAUGAUGGAGACGCAGACAUGUAAAGUAUAACUUAUCCCACACAACCAGUUUCCGCGUUCCGACCCUGCAGUAGAGGACACAGAGCUAUUCCAACUGUGUGGAGCAGAGCCCAUUGGACCUUUCCAAAAGAGCGUCAUUAAGAAAAGAGAGAAAAUCCCAGUGCCAUUGGAGACAUCAAGACGAUACCACUUACACAGGAGCCGUCAUCCCUGAGAGGGCUAGGGGACUGGGUUGAAUACAUGCCGCCUUCUGAGAGUCUGUGUGAUCGUUCAUGAAACCUACCCACUGGCCAAGUCCUUUCAUCUCUAAACCCUGGUGGCGGAAGUGGCCGU
Messenger RNA from Myotis davidii, 5154 nucleotides. It is a transcript of the gene THSD7A, whose product is annotated as thrombospondin type 1 domain containing 7A. The record is from RefSeq and is a predicted model, not a curated record. The transcript has 28 exons. Bases 13 to 4845 code for a protein of 1610 amino acids. Lineage: Eukaryota; Metazoa; Chordata; Mammalia; Chiroptera; Vespertilionidae. Gene Ontology annotation, cellular component: plasma membrane. Gene Ontology annotation, biological process: actin cytoskeleton organization.